This is a messenger RNA of Drosophila suzukii, 1630 nucleotides long. RefSeq names its product myogenic-determination protein nautilus (gene nau). Lineage: Eukaryota; Metazoa; Arthropoda; Insecta; Diptera; Drosophilidae. Gene Ontology annotation, biological process: regulation of transcription by RNA polymerase II; positive regulation of myoblast differentiation; muscle organ development. Gene Ontology annotation, molecular function: protein dimerization activity; RNA polymerase II cis-regulatory region sequence-specific DNA binding; DNA-binding transcription factor activity, RNA polymerase II-specific. The record is from RefSeq and is a predicted model, not a curated record.
CACCAAAUGUGUUGCGUUUGCGGCGGACGGCGGUACGUAGUCUCUGCGGCUCGCAAAUCGGGCGUGAAUCGGGAGUCAUAGGAUAAAGUGGAAUUGUACUUCCAAAGGGCACUAAAAAUGUUGUAGUUCUCCAUAAAAUAUAGUGUACGUGAAAAUAUCCUACUCCGUAAUAGCAAUAUAUUCAAAGCUUCUUGAACUUUGAGUUUCGGUUUAAAAAGUGAACUAACAAAAACGAAAAUGCAUCUUUAGGAUUUCUUAUCAUAAAUCCUUUUGGCACCACUAUUCUCAUAUAUAGUGAAACAUUUGAUAACAAUUUUUUUGAAAUGCUGUUUUUUUCAAAAGACAAAAUCUGGACUGAAAAAUAAGGAACCUAUAAAAUACAAGGUUACACCACUCAAGUAUAAAGAGCUUUAAAAGUUAUAUUUUGAAACAUAUUUACUUUGUGUUUUAAAAAAUAUUACAACAAAAUAAUAUAACCGUUUAAAGAGAAGUGUUCCAAAAUGACCAAAUACAAUAGUGGCAGCAGUGAAAUGCCCGCAAAUCACAACAUUAAACAGGAAUACAACAACGGCUAUGGCCAGCAAUCACAUCCUGGAUACGGAUUCAGCAGUUAUGGCCAACAGAAUCAGCUAUCCCAUCCCAGCCAGAAUCCGCACCAGACCCUACAGAAUUUCUUCAGCCGCUUCAAUGCCGUCGGAGAUGCGAGUGCGGGAAAUAAUGGCACUGCUUCGAUCUCCGCCUCUGGAUCGGGAUCCUCCUGCAAUUACAGCCAUGGAAAUCAUCCGGCGGAGUUGGACAAGCAGUUGGGCAUGACUAUGACCCCAUCGCCCAUCUACACCACCGACUACGAUGACGAGAACAGCAGUCUAAGUUCCGAGGAGCACGUCCUGGCGCCUCUCGUCUGCUCAUCCGCCCAAUCCUCGAGGCCCUGCCUCACCUGGGCCUGCAAGGCGUGCAAGAAGAAGAGCGUCACCGUGGACCGACGGAAGGCGGCCACCAUGAGGGAACGACGAAGACUGCGGAAGGUUAACGAGGCCUUUGAGAUCCUCAAGCGACGCACUUCAUCCAAUCCCAACCAGCGGCUGCCCAAGGUCGAGAUAUUGCGCAACGCCAUCGAGUAUAUCGAGAGCCUGGAGGACUUGCUACAGGAAUCCAAUCCAACACGCGAUGGCGACAACCUGGCGCCCAGUCUAAGCGGCAAAAGCUGCCAGUCCGAUUAUCUGAGCUCUUAUGCCGGUGCCUAUUUAGAAGAUAAACUGAGUUUCUACAAUAAGCACAUGGAGAAAUAUGGCCAGUUUACAGACUUUGAGGGCAAUGCCAAUGGCUCAAGCUUGGACUGUCUAAACCUCAUUGUCCAGAGCAUCAACAAGAGCACCACAAGUCCCAUUCAAAACAAGGCCACGCCCUCGCCUGCUGAUUCCAAGACGCCGCCCACAUCUGGAGCCACUGCACCCACAUCUCUGCAUGCGAACUUCAAGCGGAAAUGCAGCACUUAGCAUUAGGAUCUAAGACCCAACUAGGAAAUUGUAAAGCUAUUUUUUAAGAGGAUACACGAGAUACCCAGUGACCCGAAUAGGCCUUAAAUUAUUUGUAUAGCUUUAGCACUUAAUUAAACGGUAAUUGAAAACAG